Molecule: messenger RNA, 1690 nt
Organism: Siniperca chuatsi (mandarin fish)
Lineage: Eukaryota; Metazoa; Chordata; Actinopteri; Centrarchiformes; Sinipercidae
Gene: timm17b
Product: translocase of inner mitochondrial membrane 17 homolog B (yeast)
Exons: 6
Coding region: 100-615 (171 amino acids)
Biological process (GO): protein import into mitochondrial matrix
Cellular component (GO): TIM23 mitochondrial import inner membrane translocase complex; mitochondrial inner membrane
Molecular function (GO): transmembrane protein transporter activity
Source: RefSeq, a predicted model, not a curated record
CCUCUUUGAUCUUCGAGGAGAGUGGACGAUGCGACUCCCGAAAACAGCACACGGCGCGCACAAUGAUGACGUUUCACUGUUCUCUUGACGACAACAAACAUGGAGGAAUAUGCCCGUGAACCUUGUCCCUGGAGGAUAGUGGAUGACUGUGGAGGUGCUUUCACUAUGGGUGCAAUUGGAGGAGGGGUGUUCCAGGCAAUCAAGGGGUUUCGUAAUGCCCCUGCAGGUGUCGGACACAGACUGAGAGGCAGUGCAAACGCAGUGAGAAUAAGAGCUCCACAGAUUGGAGGUAGCUUUGCUGUGUGGGGAGGGCUCUUCUCCACAAUCGACUGUGGUUUAGUUCGCCUGAGAGGGAAAGAGGAUCCUUGGAACUCCAUAACAAGUGGUGCGCUGACUGGGGCCAUACUAGCAGCACGCAGUGGGCCAUUAACUAUGAUGGGCUCUGCCAUGAUGGGAGGAAUUUUACUUGCUCUCAUUGAGGGUUUUGGGAUCCUCCUAACCAGAUAUACAGCACAGCAGUUUCAGAACCCCAUUCCCUUUGUAGAUGACCCCAGUCAGUUACCUCCAAAGGAUGGGGGUCAGCAGCAAGAGGGGGCAAAGGGGCAGUUUCAGUAGAGAGCAACAAGGCUGACUGAGGCCAGCUGUGGACACAGUGAGUCUGACCAGAGAGGAGGGGACACACCAGACAUUACAGCAGGUAGCAGGAUGACCAGGAUGUGGAUAUACUGGUCCCUACAGUGGUGUCAAGUAGUUGCACUAUGUGCUUAUACCUCAGGGGCAAAUUACUGAGUUUUAGUUAUUUAUGAGUGAAUGUUUGUAUGUGAACAGUGAUCCUUCUGACAAACCUCAUGUUUGCACCACCAGCAUCUCAUGCAACGUGUUCUUUAUUAAUGGUUAUUCUGUCUUCACUGUGACCUUUUUGGGUUUUGAAAUGUAUGUAUAAAAUUAAAGGAGCAGUUUAACAUUUUGGGAAAUAUGCUUAUUCACUAUUACUUGCUGAGAGUUAGAUGAGAAAAUCAAGUGAAGUGUUUUAAUGGCUGCAAAGCAGUAAUAAGAAAUAUUAGAUGUCUGUGUCCAUUACAACAUCGUAUUUGUUCAGUGAGGUUUUACCAUGGAGAGUGGUAGUCUGAGAAUAUGUUUCGAAGUCUGUGUUUAUGUGUCAGCUGUGACAAUCAGUGCAAAAAGCUGUGAAUGUUUUUAAAUGAUGUGUGUGCUUAAGAUGGAUCUAGGCUCAACGAAACCUCAUUCCAUUCUUUGUUUGCAGUUUCUCUUAAUAAGGUUUUGCCUCAACCGGCAGCUUUUGUAAUUUUGAAUCUUUUGUUGAAUAGUUAUUGUCUUACAGGAACUAAUAUAUAUAUAUAUAUAUAUAUAUAUAUAUAUAUAUAUAUAUAUAUAUAUAUAUAUUAGUUCCUAGAAAUUAUGGCUUGAAUUACUUGUGCUUCGACAGUUCAGUUAGCCAGUUAUCUUGCACUCCUCCUCACUUUGAUCGCUGCAUUAUCCAUCAAGCAACCAAGCACUUUUUAAGCUCCAUCUCUCUGUUUUCUUAAAAUGGUAGCAUCUGCCACAGAGAUGAUGCAGCAUGAUCCUAUGUUUUGCUGUCAAACUAUGUAUAGGAAGAAUGUUUGAUUUAUGUAUUGUCUUAAUAUAUAUCUUGCAAAAAUUUAUAAAAACAAUAAAGUCAUCAAAUGUU